Manihot esculenta (cassava) is the source of this 2216-nucleotide messenger RNA. RefSeq lists its product as uncharacterized. Bases 806 to 1897 code for a protein of 363 amino acids. The record is from RefSeq and is a predicted model, not a curated record. The transcript is spliced from 6 exons. NCBI's taxonomy places the organism in Eukaryota, Viridiplantae, Streptophyta, Magnoliopsida, Malpighiales, Euphorbiaceae. Gene Ontology annotation, molecular function: 5'-nucleotidase activity. Gene Ontology annotation, biological process: deoxyribonucleotide catabolic process.
AAAGAAGGGAAAAAAAUUUAGCAACUUUUUGAAAAAUUAAUUCCAAAAAUUAAAUCCCCAAUUUUGGUAUGAAAAGAUGAGUCUGAAGAAGCUGGCAAUGAUUAUAAAGCCCUAGACAUUCUGAUGCUCUCCGCCCCACUUUGUGUGGUAUUGGUAAAAGUAAAUCUAAAAAAGAAAAAGAGGAGAAAUUUUCAAUUUUUGCAAUGCCUAUAGAUACUGUGGAAGAGAGAGAAAGGGGGAGAUUUUGGCAGAAUUAUAGCCCUAUUAACCAUUAAUUACUUCGAUUAACGCAGCUUGAUCUUCCUCUAUUAUUGGGUUUGCAGAGCAAACCCUUGUGGCGAGGUCACUCAGUAUCAGAUAGUAACAGAUUCACCACCGCAACUCACCCACCCACCUUUCCCUUUUGCCUCUCCUGAUCAAAUUCAAAUUCUUUUUUUUUUUUUUGCACAUAUCUUGAUUCCAAUCCAAUAUUAUUAUUAGGGUUUCCAUUUAUUUUCAAUUUUAAUAACAUUUACGACUGUGGAUUCUUGCUUGGCUAUUCAAAGAGGGGUUUCUGGCGAGGGAUAUUCCAGAUUUCUACGUUAAUUGCUGUGUUUUUUAUACCCUUUUCAUAUUUUUAAUGUGUAUAUAUUUUUUUCUUGUUCUUAAUCGUCGUCUGAUUUCUUGUAAUUUUCUUGAGGAUUAUUAGGUUUUUUCAUAGCGGCUUCCUUAUCUUUUCCCGAUAACUUGGAGAUUAGGUUAUUAGAUACCAUUUUUUGUUAGAGGAUUUUUGUUAAUGGUGGAAUGUGACUGCUAUUAGUCAGUGAUGUUAAAGAAGCAAAGCACUUAUCGUUUCUUCGUUAACUAUCUCUCUACUCCAAAUCAUCAACGACCCUGCCACCAUUUUAGAGCUCUGAUCAUGGCUUAUAUGACCCGUAACGAUUCUUUCUUCAAGGGAUUUCAUAAUCUACCUCAACCGUCUAUGUCUUCCUCGUCUCUUGUUCCUUUUUAUAAGAUCGAUAAUGUUUCCAUUGACAAUAUUAGUAGUGUUAGUUUUGGUUUUAGGAUAAAAAGGGGCGGAGGUGUUGGAUUGACGCUGAGAGGCUGCUCUGACUCUUAUAAGCCCGGGAAUGAAAGCAGGCCUUGUGCAUUUACUGCUCCCCACCAUCAACUGGUGCGUGAUCUCGAGAUUGGUUUGGAAGAUAGCAGCAAAAGCAGCAGCUGCAAUAGUGGUCUAUACGUAAAUGGGCACAGGACUUCUCAAGGUGGAAAGCUUCUUGGCUUCCCUGACUACCCUCUUACUGGAAAAAUUGCCGUGGCAGUUGAUGUUGAUGAGGUUCUUGGAAACUUUGUAUCGGCUUUGAACAGAUUUAUUGCUGAUCGGUACUCUUCCAAUCAUUCAGUGUCAGAAUACCAUGUUUAUGAGUUCUUCAAGAUAUGGAACUGUUCCCGUGAUGAAGCCAACAUCCGUGUCCACGAGUUCUUUAAGACACCAUAUUUCAAGUCUGGGAUCUACCCAAUCCCAGGUUCUCAGCAGGUGCUCCAUAAGUUGUCAAGACUUUGUAAACUGUCUGUUGUGACAUCUCGGCAGAAUGUUAUCAAGGAUCACACAAUUGAGUGGAUACAGAAGCACUAUCCAGGAAUAUUUGAAGAGAUUCACUUUGGCAACCACUUUGCUCUCGAUGGAGAGUCCAGAACUAAGUCAGAAAUAUGCAGGUCCUUAGGCGCAACAGUGCUGAUUGAUGAUAACCCAAGAUAUGCGGUCGAAUGUGCUGAAGCAGGAAUCAAGGUUCUGCUUUUUGAUUAUGAGAAUUCAUAUCCUUGGUGCAAGAGUGAUUCAGCUCAUCAACAUCCCCUGGUCACCAAAGUUCAUAGCUGGGAACAAGUAGAGGAGCGACUAAUUUCGUGGAUUUCUUAGUUAGAAAUGAUUUUGAAACAAUUUGCAAAAACAUUCAUCUAUUCGUCCAUAUAUUUUAACUGAUUCUUGUGCCUGGAAGUGGAACAUUGAAAUGCUUGCCGCCGUUACCUUACGGUGUAGGAAUAUAGAGGCUUUUGGUAAUAUAAGUGUUAAGGAGACCAGCCAAAUAAGGCUCUGGUGAAUGAGCAGCAGCAACAGAAUUAUAAUGGGAAGUUAUGAUCUUGUACAUUUUUCCUUCCUUUUGAGGCAUGUAGAGGAGAUUUAGAACACUAAAUUGCCAAAUGUGACAGAUCACUGCGUGGCUUUUUUCCCCCCUCCC